UAUUUAUAGAGUACUUUUCUAGACACUCAAAGCGCUUUACAGAGAAGUGGGAACCCAUCAUUGACAUCCCUUUCACACCCUCCUUUCACUUCUUCUUCUUCUUCUUCUUUUACCGCCACCACUUCUUUCACUUCUUCUUCCUCUUCUUGUACUUCGUCUUUUUCUUCCAGCACCACCACUUUCCCCACUUCUUCUUCUUUUUCAGGUGCACGCUCCACCGGCUGUGCAUUUGUUUCCUCAGCAGGGGGCGCCUCCUCUGCAUUGCCGUCUCCCUUUUCGUGCUCAUCCGCUAUUUCCUUGGGGGGGCACUCGCCGCCUCCCCCCACCUGUUCCGCCAGCGCUUGCAGGAGUCGGCAGUUCUGCCGGCUGCUUACUGCCAGCUGUGUGACCGCCUCCGGUGGUCCAGCUACGUUGGGCACCAAAUGUGGACAACUUUUCCUGUCGCUGCUUUGGUUCCACUGACCACCCAGGAAGGACAUAGCUUUUGCACAAGAGAGCUACUUGAAGCCAACAUGGCUCCAGAAAAGGAAAGCAAUGAGCCAGACAACUACGCAUUUGCGCUCAGGGGGCCUUUCUGUGACCUGCAAGACCCAAAACAUGGGGAAGAAGUCGACUCCUCCGUGGAUGAUGAGGGCAGCAAGCUGGUCUAUAGCGUGACAGAUGUACCGCCUUGGUACUUAUGCGCCCUUCUUGGUAUUCAGCACUGCUUGACGGCGUUUGGAGGCAUCAUUGCCAUCCCGCUGAUCCUUUCACACGGCCUGUGUCUUCAACACGAUGCCCUCACACAAAGUCACCUCAUCAGCACCAUUUUCUUUGUGUCUGGCCUCUGCACUCUGCUCCAAGUCACCUUUGGCGUCCGACUGCCGAUUCUCCAAGGGGGAACGUUCACUUUGCUGGGACCAUGUAUGGCGAUGCUGUCCAUGCCGGAGUGGAGGUGUCCUGCUUGGACGCAGAACGCAACUCUUGUCAACACCUCAUCCAGUGAAUUCAUGGAGGUGUGGCAGAGCAGAAUGAGAGCACUUCAGGGGUCCAUUAUGGUGGGCUCGCUCUUGCAGGUGGUUGUUGGAUUUUCUGGUCUGAUUGGCAUCUUCAUGCGCUUCAUCGGACCCCUCACCAUCGCACCCACCAUCUCUCUCAUUGGACUGUCUCUUUUCGACUCCGCUGGCAACAGUGCUGGGAACCACUGGGGUAUUGCCUCCUUGACCACAGCACUGAUCAUCGUUUUCUCGCAGUACCUCCGUCAUAUUCCUGUAUGUUUCCCAACAUACAGCAAGGAUAAAAACUUACAUACCUGCCGUGUUUACGUCUUCCAGAUUCUCCCUGUUCUGCUCGGAAUCGGUUUGUCCUGGCUGCUCUGCUAUAUUUUAAGUAUCCUUAACGUGCUUCCUUCCGACCCUGGCCAGUAUGGGUACCUGGCUCGUACGGACUUAAAGGGAGAUGUAGUGGCCAAAGCCCCCUGGAUCGUGUUCCCCUAUCCUGGUAAGAAGAUGGUACACGUUAAGAACAGGCUAAUGAUUGCAUUUAUGCACACCAAGUCCCUCCCUUUUGGCUUAGGUCAAUGGGGGAUGCCCACUGUCAGCCUGGCAGGGGUGGUUGGCAUUUUGGCAGGUGUGAUUUCCUCCAUGAUCGAGUCUGUUGGAGACUACCACGCAUGCGCCAAGUUAUCGGGGGCUCCGCCUCCACCUAAACAUGCCAUCAACAGAGGGAUUGGGAUAGAGGGGCUGGGGUGUUUGCUGGCUGGAGCCUGGGGGACAGGAAAUGGUACCACCUCCUACAGUGAGAAUGUCGGAGCCCUCGGCAUCACAAAGGUUGGAAGUCGCAUGGUGAUCGUGGCUGCGGGCAUCUUCUUGAUAGCCAUGGGUGUGUUUGGUAAAGUGGGAGCCAUAUUUUCCACCAUCCCAUCACCCGUCAUUGGGGGGAUGUUCAUGGUUAUGUUUGGGGUCAUUUCUGCGGCAGGAAUUUCGACUCUUCAGUAUACAGAUUUGAAUUCGUCUCGCAACAUCUUCGUUUUUGGUUUCUCCGUGUUCUCGGGUCUGGUUAUACCUAACUGGUUAUUAAGGAACCCACAAGCUAUUUCUACAGGUGUGGCCGAGAUAGACCAGUUGCUGCAGGUUCUUCUAACAACAAGUAUGUUUGUUGGAGGCUUCUUUGGCUUCUUACUAGACAACACAAUUCCAGGAACCAAGCAGGAACGAGGCAUCCUGGCCUGGAACAAAGCCCACGAGGACAGCACCAGCAACACGGUGGACAGUGAAGAAGUCUACAGUCUUCCUUUCGGCCUGAGUUCGUACUUUUCGUCCUCGUCAUGGAUCCGUUACUUACCAUUCUGCCCACCCGCUGUGCCAAAACGCUCCGAUGGAUUUGGAGCAAACGCGACAUCUGAAGACGCUACGAGUCGACAUCCGGAGCCUUCGCACAUCAUCAAUGGAGUCGAUCCUUAGGCGGUCACCUCACACAAGCACACAAGCUUCCCACUUUUGGGGACUCGCAUGUGCAUACAGUGCCAAUAGAGACACUUCAAUUCCAACCUUGGCUUUAUAAUAUCAUUUAUGAUUAUUUAUAUAUCAGUGGUUCUCAAAUGUGGGUACGUGUACCCCUGGGGGUACUUGAGAUUUUUUUUUAAAAAUAUUCUAAAAAUAGCAACAAUUCAAAAAUCCUCUACAAAUAUAUUUAUUGAAUAAUACUUCAACAAAAUAUGAAUUUAAGUUCAUAAAGUGUAAAAAGAAAUGCAACAAUGCAAUAUUCAGUGUUGACAGCUAGAUUUUUUGUGGACAUGUUCCAUAAAUAUUUCUUUUUUGGUGAAGAAAUGUUUAGAAUUAAGUUGAUGAAUCCAGAUGGAUCUCUAUUACAAUCCCCAAAAAGGGCACUUUGACUUGAUGAUAACUUCUAUGUGUAGAAAUCUUUAUUAGGGUCCGCCAGACCCAUCGUAAUUUAUAAUUGAAUCACUUGUUUAUUUUUCAACAAUUUUUUUGUUAUUUUUUCCUCCAAAUAGUUCAAGAAAGACCACUACAAAUAAACAAUAUUUUGCACUGUUAUACAAUUUAAUAAAUCAGAAACUGAUGACAUAGUGCUGUAUUUUACUUCUUUAUCUCUUUUUUUUUCAACCAAAAAUGCUUUGCACUGAUUAGGGGGUACUUGAAUUAAAAAAAAAGUUUACAGGGGGUACAUCACUGAAAAAAGGUUGAGAACCACUGAUAUAUAUACAUAUAUAUAUAUAUAUAUAUAUACAUAUAUAUCAGCACUCCCUGCGACCCUGAAGGCAACAAGCAGUAUAAAAUGGACUAUGCGACAUGAAAUAUAAUUCUCAUAAAUAAAUAGUUGAUUGACAAAGUGCAAGUUUUUCCAA
Messenger RNA from Nerophis ophidion (straightnose pipefish), 3346 nucleotides. RefSeq names its product solute carrier family 23 member 4 (gene slc23a4). NCBI's taxonomy places the organism in Eukaryota, Metazoa, Chordata, Actinopteri, Syngnathiformes, Syngnathidae. The coding region runs from base 423 to 2441 and encodes 672 amino acids. Gene Ontology annotation, molecular function: transmembrane transporter activity. Gene Ontology annotation, biological process: transmembrane transport. The transcript has 12 exons. Gene Ontology annotation, cellular component: membrane. The record is from RefSeq and is a predicted model, not a curated record.